GGCAACCGUAACAUCAUCUCACUGCAAAGGCCCCAGGUCAACAUGUCUUACAAUUCCAAAAAGUCAUUCGGCAGUUUGGAUCGUUCUACUAGUAAGAAAAAGGCAAACCCAAUUUUUGCUCCAACUUCAAAGGAGCCCUAUUCUCCUUCUAAAAGAUCAGCUGAAGAUCGCCCGGUUUACAAGAAACAUAAAAAGAGGAAAGCUUAUAUUCACCAAUCUGAACCACCUAGUAACCAAGCUAGUCUGGAAAAUGUAUUAGAGAGCUCAAUUUCGAAGUCUAUUGGAAAUUUGUAUCCCGCAGCUGGUGAUAGUAGUGACGAUGAGGGGUUGAUAGAUAUUGAAAAGCUAGUUUCAACGUCUCCCCAACCAACAAGCAAAUCUGAAGAUGAUCCUGUAUCCAUUGAAACCUUCAAUGAAACAAGUGAUGAAGAGAAUAAUAGUGACAAAGUCAAGUCAAGCGCGGAAUCUGAAAAGGAGGACAACAAUGCAUCUAUUCUACAACUGUUAUCGAAAAGAAGUCAGUCUAAUAUCGAUACGGUCAAAGAAAAAUAUAAAGAUAUGGAUAUACCUAGUUCAAUACUGUCAAGAAAGAAACUUAUAGAGCGGGCGGAAAAACACAUUGAUAUAAUCCCUAAGAUCCUUAGAGGGAAACUUCCGCCGUCAUUCUAUUACGAUCUAGCAAAGAAGCAGAGAGAUAAGUCAAUCCAUGAAACAAUGGGUGGUACUGAGAAAUUUCAAAUUAACUGGGAACUGUUUUAUGGAGGCUACUACGGACUAAAAAGACAAUCAAUAAUUGGAACUUUAAUCAGCAACCGAUUUCAACAAGAAUUGAAAAGAUCUGCAAAUACCAAUAGGACAGUUUCCUAUUGGACUAUACCUCGAUUUUGUACAUAUGUUCUCGCCAACGAAAUCUUAAUUCGUAUGGUUAUGGAAGACAUGAAGUGCGAUUUUGAGAAGGCAGAGGAAAUUAUAAGUGCAACUACUGAUUAUGGAAUAGUAGUUGCUGAUUCCAUGGAAGUUGAGUUUGACUUGGACGAUAGCGACGAGUCCUCUCUGGAUCAAGAAUCUGAAAUGAAAGAUUCACUUCUUGCACAAAUUCUUGGUUAGUGAAAAGUGUGUAUUUAUUUUAUAGAAUUGAUAGAUCGGCAAUAAAGUUUCUGUCCCCCCUCC
Spathaspora passalidarum NRRL Y-27907 is the source of this 1170-nucleotide messenger RNA. RefSeq lists its product as uncharacterized. NCBI's taxonomy places the organism in Eukaryota, Fungi, Ascomycota, Pichiomycetes, Serinales, Debaryomycetaceae. The transcript has a single exon. The record is from RefSeq and is a predicted model, not a curated record. Bases 43 to 1107 code for a protein of 354 amino acids.